UUGACAUCUCCUAAAGUUAAUGCACUAAACGAACGCUCUUGCCCGAAGUGGACUAACGUUUAUCUAAUGCAAGAUGACUGAGAACGACAAACUCCUACAAAGUCUGCACACCGGCAAGAAGUUCGCCACCAAGUACGCCGCCUACAGGCCCAGCUACCCGCAAGAAGUGUACGAUCACAUCAUGAGCUACCACCUAGAGCGGCAUGAUUCUCUCCCCUGCGACCAGCAGUUGGCUGUUGAUGUUUGCUGCGGCUCAGGUCAGAGUACUCUGCCCCUGACCAAAUAUUUCGGCAAGGUUGUAGGUAGUGACGUCAGCGUGGACCUGAUAUCCAAGGUGCCAGCUGCACAGAAUUUAACAACCGCAGUGGCCGCCGCUGAAGAUUUGCGCUUCCUGGAGUCUGGAACUGUUGACCUCGUCACCAUAGCAACCAGUUUGCAGUGGGUGAACCUGGACAAGUUUUUCUCGGAAGUCCGGCGAGUCUUGAAGCCAGACGGGACUUUUGCCGCCUACAGCUACUGGUUUGAUCAGCUGGACAAUGUUGAGGCAGACACGUACUUGAAACAUAUGCGCAAUAAAGUGUUUGGUAAAUAUUUGACGUCGAGGAUGGAUAUCAUGAAGAACAAAUACACAACAAUCAAGCUUCCAUUUCGUCAAAUACAGCGAUUCGAUAACAUCGAGAUGACAGCCAACAUGACGCUGAAAGAAUACAUGGGCUACAUCGAGUCCUUCCACUACAUCAACUUCUACUUGAGGGAAUUCCCUGACUCUCAGAUACUGGAGGAGAUGGAGACAUCCCUAGCUUCCAUCCUAGGGGGCGGAGCCUCCGUAGGCAGUGGAGAUAUACAGCUGAGUACCAAGUGGAACGUCUUUAUGGUGCUGGGGAGGAAUGGAUGAAGUGGGACGUCUUUAUGGUUCUGGGGAAGAAUGGAUGAAGUGGGACGUCUUUAUGGUGCUGGGUAGGAAUGGAUAAAGUGGGACGUCUUUAUGGUGCUGGGGAGGAAUGGAUGAAGUGGGACGUCUUUAUGGUGCUGGGGAGGAAUGGAUGAAGUGGGACGUCUUCAUGGUGCUGAGGAGGAAUGGAUGAAGUGGGACAUCUUGCUGGGGAGGAAUGGAUAAAGUGGGACGUCUUUAUGGUUCUGGGGAGGAAUGGAUGAAGUGGGACGUCUUCAUGGUGUUGGGGAGGAAUGGAUGAAGUGGGACGUCUUUAUGGUUCUGGGGAGGAAUGGAUGAAGUGGGACGUCUUUAUGGUGCUGGGGAGGAAUGGAUGAAGUGGGACGUCUUUGCUGGGGAGUAAUGGAUGAAAUGGAACGUCUUUAUGGUGCUGGGGAGGAAUGGAUGAAGUGGGACGUCUUUAUGGUGCUGGGGAGGAAUGGAUGAAGUGGGACGUCUUCAUGGUGUUGGGGAGGAAUGGAUGAAGUGGGACGUCUUUAUGGUGCUGGGGAGGAAUGGAUGAAGUGGGACGUCUUUAUGGUGCUGGGAAGGAAUGGAUGAAGUGGGACAUCUUUGCUGGGGAGGAAUGGAUGAAGUGGGACGUCUUCAUGGUGUUGGGGAGGAAUGGAUGAAGUGGGACGUCUUUAUGGUGCUGGGAAGGAAUGGAUGAAGUGGGACGUCUUUGCUGGGGAGGAAUGGAUGAAGUGGGACGUCUUUAUGGUUCUGGAGAGGAAUGGACGAAGUGGGACGUCUUUAUGGUGUUGGGGAGGAAUGGAUAAAGUGGGACGUCUUUAUGGUGCUGGGGAGGAAUGGAUGAAGUGGGACGUCUUUAUGGUGUUGGGGAGGAAUGGAUAAAGUGGGACGUCUUUAUGGUGCUGGGAAGGAAUGGAUGAAGUGUGACGUCUUUGCUGGGGAGGAAUGGAUGAAGUGGGACGUCUUUAUGGUGCUGGGGAGGAAUGGAUGAAGUGGUACGUCUUUAUGGUGUUAGGGAGGAAUGGAUAAAGUGGGACGUCUUAAUGGUGCUGGGAAGGAAUGGAUGAAGUGGGACGUCUUUGCUGGGGAGGAAUGGAUGAAGUGGGACGGCUUUAUGGUGCUGGGGAGGAAUGGAUGAAGUGGGACGUCUUUAUGGUGCUGGGGAGGAAUGGAUGAAGUGGGACGUCUUUAUGGUGCUGGGGAGGAAUGGAUGAAGUGGGACGUCAUGUUGGGAAGGAAUGGAUGAAGUGGGACGUCAUGUUGGGAAGGAAUGGAUGAAGUGGGA
Messenger RNA from Physella acuta, 2189 nucleotides. RefSeq names its product putative methyltransferase DDB_G0268948. Lineage: Eukaryota; Metazoa; Mollusca; Gastropoda; Physidae. The record is from RefSeq and is a predicted model, not a curated record. Gene Ontology annotation, molecular function: S-adenosylmethionine-dependent methyltransferase activity.